Molecule: messenger RNA, 1262 nt
Organism: Acipenser ruthenus (sterlet)
Lineage: Eukaryota; Metazoa; Chordata; Actinopteri; Acipenseriformes; Acipenseridae
Product: dr1-associated corepressor-like
Exons: 7
Coding region: 322-873 (183 amino acids)
Biological process (GO): positive regulation of transcription by RNA polymerase II; transcription by RNA polymerase II; negative regulation of transcription by RNA polymerase II
Cellular component (GO): negative cofactor 2 complex; nucleus
Molecular function (GO): transcription corepressor activity; RNA polymerase II general transcription initiation factor activity; transcription coactivator activity
Source: RefSeq, a predicted model, not a curated record
AUAAAUAAAUAAAUAAAUAAAAACACCAAUUAUGUACGCUACAGGUACAACGUGUAAACCUUAACGAUAUAUUUUUAGAGAGAAAACAAGUGUGAGGUAUUUUAGAAAUCCUGUUAGUGUUUUUAAACCCUACCCCUUAACUUCCUGUGCAAAAUAAACAAAUGGAGGUGGAAACGAGGGACCAGGAGAAUACCCAAACAUGUACUCGUACUCGUACUCGUACUCAGGAUUUAAAAAAAACAAAAUGCCUGGAAGAAAAAGAAAAUACAACACAAGGUUUCCUCCCCUUUUUUUUCAUAACAGUCUCGUAUCAAGAAAAUAAUGCAAAAAGAUAAAGAAGUGGGUAAGGUUGCAGCUGCUGUACCUGUUAUUAUAUCCAGAGCUCUGGAGAUGUUUCUGAAGUCUCUUCUGACACAGACCAGUCAAAUCACCCAGUCCAAACACACCAGAACCAUGACCCAGGCGCACUUCAUGUUUUGUGAUUCUAGGAGGCAGUGUAUUAACACAGAGAAGCACUUUGAUUUCCUGAAGGAUCUGGCAGCUCAGUUACCAGCUCUCCGGCCCUCCCAGGAACAGGGCUUAGCCAAGGGAGUCUGGACAAGUCACAGGUGGCAGGAUCUGGGACAGAAAGCCAAACGUGGUCCAACAUGGAAAGUGCCAUCAAAAAAGGUUGGGGAAUCUCAGAUUGUUACUAGCCAAAUGCAAGAUUCCAUGGAAACUCAGCCAGAUUCUGAUGACUCUGAACCAGAGCUAGUAAUUUGCCUGGAUAAACGUGAGUCUCCAUCUCACAUCAGUAGGUGGAACACACAUUCUGGACGGUCAAGAUCCAGCUAUUUCAACAGUUCUUGUACCCAUGAGAUCUUAUCAAAAUAAUCAACAAAGACGGCUGACACUAAAAGCUACUGGAUUGUCAACUUUUAAAAAUAUAUAUAAAUAUGUAUAAAUACAGAUUUUUGCAUAUAUAGAUCUUUAUUUUGAUAUUUAAAGUUUUAUCUUAAUAAUGUUAAUGUAAACAAUUUAAAAAAUAUGAAUUAAUAAGCUCCCACAGAUUAAGGAGGCAAAAAUUGUCAAGGACUGUUUCUCUUCACCACGCUACAGUGGACCCAGCAGGCCAGGUGCUCGUUUAGCUCAAUGGCUUUUCUGUUCAGGGCUUGUAGCUUGCAGCUUGCUGACAUCUGCUCACCCACUGACUGUUUUGGGAAUUGGGGUAAAAUUAUUGGACACACUAAAUUUAUUAAAAAAAAAAAAAAAAACAUAGAAAA